CGGGGACCCUAUGGAAAUUAUCUUAUGCUAUAAUUAAAAUAACAUAAUAAUAAUAGUUGACGCUCCAUUAGUAAAAGUUCCUGGAGUUUAAUUAAAGCCUUUUAUUUACUUUUUUUUCUUGUUAUUUGAGUUAUAGUUCUUCUUCGAACUUCCAUGUGUUAAUUUCCUAGUUCUUUCCUGUUGACUUUGGAUUUUCAUGAAUCUUUACACUUGCAAAACCGCCACUGGUAAUUAUAUAUGUUCUGUCCACAUGCAGAGUGCUGCUGUUUGUGAUCCUCCCCUUCCUCCGUCUUUCUUUUUCCAAUUCAGUCUCUUCUAUUUCUCCCCGUAAUAUUAAUGGUAGUCUAUAAGCUGGACUCUAAUGCCAUCUUCCUUCGCUGCCACGACAAAGCCAAACUAGACUUGUAUGAACUAGAUGCUGCUGUUUCCUCCUCUUCUAUUGUGAAAGGAACAGACUGGAAGCAUUUAGCUAGUUUAGAGGCCAAUCUGCAGUACGAUGCCUUGGAGAUCUUCGGUGUCCAGAUCAAUGGGCUUGCAUUCAAGAACUUAGGGGAAGAGCUUUACAAUCUCCAUGUAAUAGUUAAUCGUGAAGGGUUUUGUUAUCUUAAUGUCUCAAGAAUUGUGGAUCCAUCAGUUGAUCUGGUUUAUUACAGAUUGAACGAUCUUUUUGGUUGGUCGAAAUAUGGAGUCAAACCCAAGAUCUUAUCGAUCUGGAAUCGUUCUGAUAUAGUCAAUGGAGGAGCUAUAGUAGAUCUUGAAGAUCAAUACAAUGCCUUAAAUAAACUGAAAGAAGACUUGAAAAAGAAAGAUCAAGAAUUGGAAUUAUACAAAGAAGAGAUUUCUGCUUUGCAAAUAGAGCUUGAUAAGUGUCAUAAAAGAGGGUCAAAGAAAUCGCUUCCACCGCCGCCUCCGCCUCCUAUCAGAUUCUACGUUUUGCAGUCUCCGCUUUCUUCCCAGUUUGAUAUUACAUGGAUCUUGAGAAAGUUUACUGCUGUAGAUGAAGAUGUUACAGGGUUAUUUCCAAGAAAUGUAAGUGUAUAUGUUAGUGACGGACAGUUUGAUACUGGCAGUUGGAGGUUUAUUAGAGGUGAAGAGAAUAAUCGGACUUAUAUGGUUGCUUUUUAUGAAGGUGGAUUAGGGCAAGUUGAGUUUCACGGUGAUGUUGUUAGUGUUCCUUACACUAGAGGAGCGGCUUUACUGGCUGAUGUUUACUUCUUUGUAGCUUUGAUAAGUGGGAUAGGUUUCCGGUUUGCUUUUCUGUAUUAGCUGUUACUACAUCAAUAUAUUAGAGUCUAGUGUUUCUUCGUUGCAGUGGCCUUCUGUUGCCAUUUUAAUGUUCUUCUGGUGUUCUGAUUUUGUCUGUCGAAAGCUCAAGUGUUUGAUUGUGGGAAAUGAGAAUGAAGUGUAUAAUUUUAUCAAA
Molecule: messenger RNA, 1420 nt
Organism: Ricinus communis (castor bean)
Lineage: Eukaryota; Viridiplantae; Streptophyta; Magnoliopsida; Malpighiales; Euphorbiaceae
Exons: 1
Coding region: 337-1266 (309 amino acids)
Source: RefSeq, a predicted model, not a curated record